CUCAAAGUGAAGAGACGUGUGUGGACUGUCCAAAGUGCUCGACACCCGCCAGUGGAUACCCACAGGAAUAACUACCGUGUGUACCCGGCUAAAAUAAUCCCCGAAAAUUAAUAACACAAUCUCGCCAGCUGCAGAAGAGUUUGUUUUAACACCUGUUAACGUGUUAAUGAGUGGUGCUACCUGAGAAUUUUAACCGAUUGAGUCUUAGGAAACCUAGUAAUGCCUAUCACCCUACCUCACACAACAGUAAUAACACGAGAAAAACAAAGAAUGUGUGAAAGCUAGUAAUAUGCUAUUAAACAUCAAUUAAAACAGUAAAAUAAAAGAAAAAAAAAAGAAAAAAAAGGGGGUUUUGUUUUUGUGAAAAUUAAAUUCAAAAUCAGGAGAUCAGAUGCGAGGUCUCCAAGUGGUGGUCAACUCGGGGCUUCGUGGCGCCGCGAUUGAGCGCCUCUAAAACCAGACGACGUGGAAAGAAUGAAGUUACUGGAAGUGCCAAGCGAUUCUUGCUUUAGUGCACUCCGGCUAAGUGUUGGUGGUCAAGUGCCCUUCAGAACAGCGAGUGUCUAUCUUGGUUCAUCGCGUGUGUCAGGGAGAAAGACACACUUGCGAACUAAAUGUGGGAGCCCGUGAGUUAAAUGAUCUUUAUUAGACUGAGACACCUUGCCGUUAUCCUGCUGGUUCUGCUCUUUGUGGUCUCAGCAAUGGGUGGAAGCAAUGAUCGGUAUAGAUACUUCGCCUCAGCGUCUAACUCUGGCGUCUGCCUCUCGUUCAAGCACGGCGGCAACCUCACCGACUGUUGCAACAAAGACGACCACCUGCAAAGAUUCUACGUGACCAAAACAGGGCCGUCGACGGGAAUCUUCCACACGGAGAACUUGACCAAGAUCUUGUGUUACGACGACAGGAAGGGCAAGUUCAAGCUCAUGAAGAGGAGAUCCUUCGCCAGGCUGGAUGCCCUAACCUGCCGCGACAACCCUAACAGUGUCCGGCGUGUCAGACACCGCAGGAAGCAUAAGAAGAGGUCGAAUUCGAGGAGGUCGGCCUCAUGCCCCUUCAGUGCAAGAGACAAGGAGAUCCUAAAGAACCCCAGAGGGAGCAUGACGUGUGUCCUACACGAGACGCUGCGGGGAGGAUACACUUAUAUAUCCGUGGAGGAGAAAAAAAAGUACCUAGCGGUGAGGGGCGGGAGAGUUCAGAAGCUCAUGAACAAAAAGAGAAGGAGAAGAGAACCCAGGUCCAAGAACAGACAAUUUAUGGUCAUGAGUGAGGAAAACGUGGCCAAGAUCACCAACAGGGCCUGUGUGCACUGAUGGACGGACCGCCGCUCUUUUGUUUUCUAUACACGGAAAACACGAAAAGUGAAAGCCCUAAAUGCCCUGAAUCGGUUAUGAAAAUAAUUCCGUAUUAGGGUAUAGGGACCGCAGGGUGUAAUGACCGCAGGUUUAAGGACCGCAAGGUGUAGUAAACUACAAAGGCCUGCAGAACAGCAAGGUGUUGAUAGUUGCAAGGUGUGUGUAAGAGCAGGUGUAGGAACAACCAGGUGUUAAGUACUAACGGAGAGGGUCUGUUGCUUCUUCGGUCGCCCCCUUCGGCAAUUUUCUUCGGCCACCUUCCUCAAUCCUCCUGGAGGUGAAGGAGAACCAAGGGCUGCAGCUCUUGUUGGUGUGCCACAAGGUGUAUUUCUAGGUCCUUCAGUGCUUUCUCCGAACGGCAAAGGGACAGAUAAGGCCUUAGGUGAUGGAUGAUCUGCCGUGGAUGAAGCACUUGUGGCCCGGGUGGAGUACGGAUCAUCGGCCACAUUGCCAACCUCAGUAAAAAGAAAAGAUCUGACGACGGUCUAUAUAUAUACUAGUCCUUAAAAAACACUUUUUUUUUAGAUUUACAAUAGACUAGUGAAGUGUAUUGUAGAUAUUCGUUUACUAUAAAAUUUUACGUUUUGUAAAAAAGAGUCAGAUUUUUGUUUUGGUCAUUCUCAAACUUUGCUUUUCAAUAUCAUUUAAAACUUGUUAUUUUUGACUUGUGAUUUUAAUUUUUUUGUUAUUUCUGAUGUAAACAUCUUGUAUAGGACGAUAAUGAACAGAACCAUGCCAAAGUUGUGUUUAGGAGUAGUUAUUAUGGUCUCGUGUUUUGAAUAGAGGAAAGGAAGAGUGUAUGCUAAUGACCCUCUCUCCACCCUCCUACCACAUCCGCCAGACGUACAUGACUACUACUACACACACACACACACACACACACACACACACACACACAGGCCAUCCUUUCACCUUCUUCACCUGGGCAGGAUGUAAUACUUCCAAAUUGGAGAGGUGACCCCAGAUAAUUUACCUGUUCGGAAACUAAUCAGGGAACCAGGUGGCGCUGCUCUACCUGAAGCAGAUUUUUGGUCCGUUUUCUACCAAUUUUGAGAAGGCUCUUCCUCUCUCCCUCUUUCCCUUCCACUUCCCCCUCUUUUUUUUACUCUUGUUGCUUCCCUCUCUUCUUCCUCUCCCUGCCAUUUCCACCCGACUCCCUCUCUCUCCCUGACCCACCCAUCUUUACAAGAGUGAUGCAAAUUUAGGCCCAAUUUCUGCCGUUUUUGAGACGGACUCCCCCCUUCCCUCCCCCUGAUAGCUCCCUCCCUUUUCCCUCCUCUCUCCCCAUCACCACCCAGGCGAGACAAUAGGUCCGGCUGUAAUGGUUCCCUAACUGCCAAUUAAACCUUUUAAUUAGUAGUUGGGGGGGGGAGGCCAUGUGGACUGAGUGGCGAGGUGUAAAGUAGUUUGGGAGGGAGGGAGUUCCUAGCCUUCCUUCCCUCACCCACUCCCUCUCUCCUUCUUUUGCGUACUCCUUCCAUUCCCUCCCUCCCCCACCCCUUC
Homarus americanus (American lobster) is the source of this 2855-nucleotide messenger RNA. RefSeq lists its product as uncharacterized. The transcript has 5 exons. Bases 636 to 1310 code for a protein of 224 amino acids. NCBI's taxonomy places the organism in Eukaryota, Metazoa, Arthropoda, Malacostraca, Decapoda, Nephropidae. The record is from RefSeq and is a predicted model, not a curated record.